Molecule: messenger RNA, 5688 nt
Organism: Monosiga brevicollis MX1
Lineage: Eukaryota; Choanoflagellata; Craspedida; Salpingoecidae
Exons: 6
Coding region: 1-5688 (1895 amino acids)
Molecular function (GO): calcium ion binding
Source: RefSeq, a predicted model, not a curated record
AUGGUGCGGCUUCGAUCCGUGCGGUCCGGGCUUGGGGCAUCGGCCCUGAAUCAUGAUGGCCCAUCCCCGCCCCUCUUCCCCCUCCUUUUCUGCCUUUUGGCCUUGACCCCCCUGCAGCUGGCUGCCGGGCAGUUGUGCCAAACAGAGUCGGUGCCCUGGACCCUUUUGUUCACCCAUGACCGCAGUGCUGGUGGUGUAAGCCUGGACGGCACCAACGUGGCUACCAAAGCAACAGCCCCCACGCUGUCCACCUCCUAUGCGGCCGCCAUCUACUCCCGCCUUGAUGAACUGGCCCAGACCAACAACAGCCUCGUGAGCUGGGAUGGCUACUACUAUUUCCGUCUUCGCUGGCCUGAAAUCUGCCAGCAUCCCUUUUAUCAGUGUGAUGACAACGCCACCGACUACGUCAUUUGGCGCCAAACCUCCAACCCCAUGUUAUCCGAUCAAGUGACUGGCUACGAAUGGUUGGCGGGAUCUGCUUUUGAGAAUGCUUUUAGCGGCCUCCUCCCUGGCAGCAACGCCAUUUUGGAUGCUCAAGACGGCUUCAACUACUGGUACUCGGUUGGCGUUUAUUCUCUCCUCAACGACUUACUGAUGGGGCCCAUCCCCAACGGCGAGGCGUUUGGGCUUGCCACCACUCGCGUCGAACUUGCCAUCAAAGUAUAUGCCAACGAAAACGCAACCUUUGAGACUGGCUUUGGCACCACCUGCGGCGCCGAAUGGGCCACCUGCUCCCCGGCCACCGGCGCCUGCACGUGUCCCACCGCCUACAUGACUGGCGAUGGCGAUGAUCGCUGCUUCAACAUUGAUGAAUGCGCCGCCAUGACUUGCCAUGAGAAUGCUCACUGCGUCAAUCAUUGGUUCGGUGCCACCUGCCGCUGCCGUGACGGCUACACUGGCAAUGGCUACGCUUGCCAGGCCAACGAGUGCUAUCUUGGCACCCACAACUGUGAUCAAAACGCCGACUGCGCGGACACUCCCACCGGCUUUACCUGCACCUGCCGUGAAGGCUGGACUGGCGACGGCACCUCUUGCGCCGACAUUGAUGAGUGUCGCACCAUGACCGAUGACUGCGAUAUCCGCGCCGCCUGCCACAACACCAUUGGUGGUUACAACUGCACAUGCCCAGAGGGUCUCUCCGGCGACGGCCACACUUGCAUUAACGAACUGCUGUUUUGGUACGAUGCCUCCACGGGUAUCACCAAUGGCACCGUCUUUGACCUCAGUGGCAACGACAUUCAUGCCAAUGCCACCGACACCAUUUGGGUUGAUCACCCCCUCUUUGGCCCCCGCUUCUUCUUCAAUGGCUCCAACACCUCCCUGGAAGAACUCCUUCGAGUUGACCUCGACUUGAGCCCGGACAACUACCCUGAUAUUACCAUGGAAAUCUUUUUUCAGCCCAUUGAACCUGAUUGGCGUGGCUACAUUAUCGAUAGCGAUGACGGAGGCUACGAUCGCAGCUUUGGCUUCUAUGACGAGCGCUACAUCAGCCUGGAUGUGGAUGAACCCUUUGUGAUGGGGGCUGGUACCGGUUCUCCUUUCAACUCGGGACUCGGCACGCCUUGGCCCCGAUGCUGGCACAUUGCCUUUGCUGUCUUCUCUCAGGAAGAGGAGCAUGGCUCUUUCCUCACCCUCAACGGCUUUCAGGGUUACGGCACCACGGCCUACAAUAACAAAGGCAGCAGUCUACUGACCAUCGGUGGUUCAGACCGCAACGGAGGCAUGGUAGGCUACAUCAAGGACGUCAAAAUCUACAACCGCGCUCUGACCCGCGACGAAAUUUGGCUCAAAUAUCAAGCCGCGCAAAGUGAACUCACCUGCGAGUGUCUUUCUGGUUAUCGUGGCAACGAAACCACGGGCUGUGUCGAUGUGGAUGAGUGUGCCCUGUCGGAGGACGAUUGCAAUCCUUUGGGUCGAGCCACUUGUACCAACACCCUUGGCAGUUACAACUGCACUUGUAACGCUGGUUUUAUCGGUGACGGCCGCACUUGCAAUCCCGAGGACGUGGCCUGCGCCGUCUCCGUCUGGGUUGACGACGGUGACUGCUCGGCUACUUGCGGUUACGGAUGGCAACGCCAAAUUCGCGAGGUCAUCCGCCCGGCUCAAGGCAGUGGCGCCGCUUGCCCAGCUCUCACCCGCGACAUUGCGUGCUAUAGCACAGCCACGUGUACCCUCGACACAGAUGGGACUCCUCAGACUUCUGACGUAUAUGAUGUCUCCAUUUUGGUUGACACCUCUGCACUUGAUAGCUCGGCACUUCGCGUGCCGGAGGUGGCCACGGCUGUGUCGGGGCGAGGUACCAUCGUCCUUCUCGCCGAACUGGCCGAGGAUACCCAGACGGCGCUUGAAUACGCCUUCAUUCCGGCAGGCAGUGCCAACACGGCCGCCUUUGUCAGCGCUCUGCGCACCGAGCUUGCUGGCACUGGUACCGUCCUGGCCAGCAAUUUGCGGGAUUCGUGCUUUUGUCCUGGCGAGCAGGACGCACGGUCUGGUCUUGGCUACUUUGGCGCUCCUUGCGGCAACAGCACGCGCCGUGCCCCCACAUGCGGUGCUGGCUCUAGUGCCAUCAUUAACCGCGUGUGCAGUGUGGACGCCAUCUGGCUCGACGCCGUGCCCAGCAACUGCUCAAACAGUGUCUUGCAAGCCAUCAACUCCGGCUUGACCCCGUCCAACGCGCGCACGCGCUUAGCGGCUGCAGCUACCAGUGCCGCUGCUAGCUCCGGUGUGCUCAGCGCCACCGAUGUCGCCGAGGUGGGCCAGCUUCUCUCCACCGUGCUUCUUUACCAUCUUGAGGAGCAGGUGCAGUUGACGUCGCAGGAUAUGGUUUACGUCGUCCGUGCCAUCUCUGGCGUCUUGGGCACCGAGGCAUCUCAAAUCGCUGCGGGACUCAACGUCACCACAAAUGGCGCCGACUUUUUCGAAGAGCUGGAAGCGUUCCUCCUUCUUUACAUGGACGACACCAUGCCUGUCAAUUCGAGCCUGGCCAUGCUGGAACCCAACUUUGCACUUCAGUUGGUUCAUGCUCAGGAGGUGGGCGUCUUCAACGCAAGCUGGCCUCCAUCCUCCACCAGCCUUACGGAAUCUGUUGUCUGCGAGGGCGUCGGUGCCAACCAGUCGUGCUCUGUGAUCGAAUACAGCGCCGAGGAAGCCAACUUUGACCCCAACUUGUACAUUAGCCUCCCAGAGGAGGGUCUGGUGCGCGGCAUGGCGGCAGAGCAUGGCCGUCUCAAGUUCAUGAUGAGCGCCUUUGCUUCUGCUGCUCCCAUGCCGGGCACCGGCGGACUGGAUCCCAGCUCACAGGUGCUCAUGGCCACUAUUGCCGGCCUGGCAAGUGGCGCGACCUUGAACAACAGUUUCCUCACCUACAGCGCCCUUCCCACCGCCGUCAACUACACCGAGUGUGGCUACUGGGCUCCCGGCGGUUGGUCCGUGGAUGGCUGCUCCCUGGUUGAGUCUGGCACAGAGGCCGCUUCACUGGACGUUGCGGUGACCGAACCUUCUGUCAUGCAUUGCCAGUGCAACCACCUCACGCACUUUGCUAUUGUGGAGCGUGAGCAGCCCCAAGCCGCUCGCACAGAGCCCAAGCUGGCAGAUAGCAUGCGUUCCAGCGCUGCUAUCGCGGCGACCGGUCUGGCUGCCGUGCUCUGCUUGUUCCUUGUUCAAUAUCGUCGUUACUCUGUCUCGCGCGUGGCCGUCAUGCACCUGGCCGUGGCCGUCCUGGCCUAUUUGCUGCUCUUUGCCAUUACCGUGGAUCGUACGGACGAGGAGGCUUGCCGUGAUUACGCCAUUGGCAUGCACACAACCCUUACCCUGGCCUUUGCAUGGACUGUGGUGUUGGCAUUGCUGCUCACGUAUGGUCUGAAGUUGCGCAUGUGGAUCGUGAUGGUUGUUGGCUACGGCGCUCCUGGGCUGGUCAUGCUGGUGGUCCCCGUGACCUUGCACCGCUCUGCUUAUGGCCGGAACCGCAACGACUAUCUGGACAACUACAAGCAUUGCUACAUUGAAGACAGCGGCGACAUUUUCUGGGGUUAUGCGGCACCAUUGCUGGCCUUUGGCUUUGCAGCCCUAUGCUUCUUUUUGGUGGCAAUGAUGCGCGCGCUCUUCUUCUGGAAGCCGCAGCCAUUUGUCGAGGGCCAUGCGCGACCACGACGCUCCCAUGCCAUUUCCAUGGCCUUUUUCAAUAUGCUGCUUCUGGCUUUCUUGGGUGCCAUCGCUGGCACUUCGGUCUAUGGACUGAACGGCCGUGACGAUGAUUUCUACCGUCCGCUCUUUUCGGCCUUUUGCCUCUUUUAUGGACUGCUGUUCUUCCUUUUGUACGGCUUGCACGAGAUUAAGCGUUGUGUGGUUGGCCCAAGCGACAUGGAAGACCCCGACGCACCGCCGCCCCGAACCUCCUUGUCCAAGACGGAAGCAGGCACCGGGGGUCCUGACAGCGAUCAUCAUGGUGAGGAUGGGCACGGGAGUGCAAGCGACGGCAAGGAGGCCGCCCAGGGUGAGUUGCAGCCAAGCAUCGAGGAAGGCAAGGGCGUACCCCCAGUACCGGUGCCCGGCCACUGGUUCAGUCGUCGCAACAGUGGCACGCUGCGCGUCUUCACCGAACUGCCGGCACCCAAGGUGCCCAAGCCAAAGAAGGAGAAGAAGGUCAAGAAGAAGAAGAUUGAGCCCGAGUUUUUCAACUUGGAUGAUGUGGUGCAAGAUCAACCAACUCUGGACGCCGUGGAUCUGGACGACUUGGAUGAGCCGGUGCAGCUGCAAGAGAGCCGCUUGGCUGAUGAGCCCUCGAGUGCACCCGCCGCACCACUUGUGUCUUCUGCCCUGUUGAUUGAGACAGACAUUGACGCGACCAUCAUGAGCCAGCUCUCAUCUCGCCGCGCAUCGCUGUCGCUGGACGAUGGCGACGUGCCAAUUGUAAAUGCGCCCGACCCUGUCUGGCUUGACCGGUUCAACUUUUUGCCCGAGCGCCAGGCUGUGGUGCAGGUGCUGCAGGAGGCGCUCGUGAAUUACGGUGCUGAGCUGGAAGAGCUUGAAGCCCUGGAGGCCGAUGGCCUACUUGAUGGCUCGUCUUUAGCGGGUAGUCACUAUCAAGCGCGGGGUAAUCGUAACGCGCGCGAUUCAAACGCUUCCAUCAUGGACUUUGACUCCGACUACUAUGGUGCCCCCUUGGACAUGCCCGACUCGCGCCGCGUGAGUGGCGAGGUCUCCAGCCCUGUGGUGAACGAGUAUUUGGAGACGGAGGCCGUAACCAUGUCUCGCCGAGCAACGCAUCGCUCAAGCAGUCCUUUCGAGGAUUCAACUCUGAUGGAAACCAAUGAUGCCGUUCGUCAUGGUGAGGACGAUGCUGGCGAGGAAGACAAUACGGCGCCUGCGGCCGUCGAGGAGGACAUGGCCUUGUACGUGCCCUACGAUCAAAAUGCUUCUCGCUCGUCGCGCGUCAAAGCCCAAGGUACCGAAGACCGGGACGCCGGUGUCUCUGAGCCCGCUUCAGACGUAAAUGACGACAUGGCUCUGUAUGUGCCCGUUGAACGAGGUCAGCCCUCGGCGGAAAGCAUCAAUUUGCCAACGCCCUUGGCAGAUCGUGGGAGCUCCACUCCUCUGCAACACACGGCUGUAGAUGAAGACAUGGCUUCAGAGAAUGGCCUGGAAUCUCUUCCGUCCGACUUGGAUGUGCAUGAUGCGCAGGACGAGUAG